Gadus macrocephalus (Pacific cod) is the source of this 8867-nucleotide messenger RNA. It is a transcript of the gene spef2, whose product is annotated as sperm flagellar 2. The transcript has 38 exons. Gene Ontology annotation, cellular component: manchette; sperm midpiece. Bases 3154 to 8682 code for a protein of 1842 amino acids. NCBI's taxonomy places the organism in Eukaryota, Metazoa, Chordata, Actinopteri, Gadiformes, Gadidae. The record is from RefSeq and is a predicted model, not a curated record. Gene Ontology annotation, biological process: sperm axoneme assembly. Gene Ontology annotation, molecular function: protein binding.
AGAAUGAGACAUUUCCUGUUGAUGUAAAGAUGUUGAAAUCGGCCAACAUGCGUGGGAGGAUUAGCCGCCUUCUGGAACAUUUGACAUUACGCCCUAGCCAGAGCACAUACACCCACAUCUGCACAUCCCAUGCACAUCUGGCAGGUGGUCGGAUUUGGAAAGAUAAUUCACACGGAGCAUAAGUUGCUGACUGCACCAAACAAGAAAUAGAUUGAUAUUUUGCGAUGAGAGCGAUAUACAGAUGAACACAAUUUCUGACUAUUUUUCACACAGAUAUUACAGGGGUGCUUUUCUCUUAUGGUGUGAAAAUUUGGGGGCAAACAGGCCAAUAAGAAAAACACUUGAUAUAAGCUACCAGGUGAAUGGAUAUGAAUCCAUGGGAAAUGUUGAACAUUGCUGUGUUUUUAGUUUGCUUUUAAAAAUGGAAGGAUAUAUGUGAACUAUAUAUCACUCAUUCAAACAAACAAACAAAAAGUGUGACAAUUCUUGUUGUUUGCUUGCUUUAUAUGAGAUUAUCUAAAUUAAAUCAUAAUAUGAUUGGGUUGCAUUUCUUGCAUUUCUAUCUCAAUGUUAUCAUCCCUUUUUUUUAAUACAUUUAUGAUAAUGGAUGUCUGUUUAAAAGCUGUUUACCAAAUUCAAGUCUUUCAGAGGACUAUAUUGAACAGUCCCUCGAGAAAAAUGCGGCGUUUUUUUGUGAUUGUUGCGGCCAAAAAUCCUUGAUUAUGCUGCAUGUUUUCUUAACAAAUGCAAUGAAAUAUGCGGCAUAUGUAUGCAAUUUCAUGCGAUGAAAGUGCGGGAACUUUAAAAAAAAUUGCGAAGAAAUGCGGGAACUUGCGAAAAUGCCGCUCUUCGAUGACGUUCACGUCGCGUAAUUACGUCACUUCAUAACGUUCCCAUGGCAGGGGGAAAUGGCUGCUCCUGUGUGAAGUAAACGCAACAUUUUUCAACUUUCUCCAAAGAUAUAUGUGACUUCUUUGCAACGAAAAUGCAGGGAUUAUGAAAUCAUGCAAGCCCCGCAUAUUUUGCGCGGAAAUCUGCAAUUUAUGCAGUGAAAGUGCGGCAUAUUUGAAAAAAUGCGGCCCCCGCAUGAAUAUGCGGAUUUAGGCUGAUUAUGCGUUGAAUUAUGUGAUCGCAUAAUCGCGUUUUUCUGGAGGGACUGAUUGAAUUGCCUUGUUGAAUGUUGAGCUUCCAUUCAGGAAUCCUAUGUUUUAUCUGCUGCAAUGUAAGUGGUAAAGGAAAGGAUAAAUAAUGAUGCAUCACUAUACCUGUAAAUAUAAUGAUAUGCAGAGAUUAUCCCAGAUCCAUCCUGAUGUAAAGCAAUUGAAUUGGUUGGUUUGUAAUGAUAGGUUCCUAGUUAUGCUAAAUUGUUCUAAUACCAUAAUAACUACGCAAAUCUAUUUGAGAAGGCCAGUAUUAGAUAGAUUAGGAAGAAGCCAGUAAUGCUUUCCGUUGAUGGAGAUAUUAUAUGGAUUUGUCGUCUUUUAAGUCACACAUUUAGGGAUAUUCAGAGUCUUUUCAAGAGUCGGCUGAUGUGACCUUCGAGGUUCCAUGUGAUUUUUUUUCUGUAACGUUGACAGAGUAUUGUUAUGGGUCAUCUGUAAUCACAGACUGUGAUUACCCUCUGACUUUACAUAAUUACAUUCCCAAACUAGACUCUGAAUCACAGUCCAGUUUGGGAAUAUAAUUUUGUAAAGCUAAGUAGAGACACUAUUAAAUGUGGGGAGACUUGGCCCUGGCUUGAUUCAGAGGAUGCAAGGGGCGACUGACGCGCUUUAAAUAAAUCUACUGUGAUGUGAACAACUAUUAUUAUCAAAUAUGUAUGUUACUCUCAGCUUGUGAAAACGGCUGAUUAUGAUACCUGUGUACAUAUGCUUGCCUGCAAAAGUCUAUUUUGGUCAUUAUUUGCCAGUUGUCAGUUUAAAAAAAUACAUUUUAGUUUUAAGUUUUGCCAUAAAUGCAGGACUUUUGAUUACGGUCCUUUAUGAAUGCUAUGUGUUAACACAUCUUUUUUUAUGUUGAUUGGUCAACGAAAAGCACCUUCCUUUCUUUUUUAAAUAUUUGUUAUAUUCCAAGUUCAUGUAUUUUUGGCACCUUCUCGCAUAGAGAAUGGAAUGCCUAUAUAAUUUAGGCUUCAAUGGACAAAUGUUGAAAACAAAUUUUCUGUUGUAGAUGUUAAAUCCAAUUGCAGUGCAAAUUUGACACUUUAUCUUGCACAGCUCAUUUCACAGGAAAGUGUUUAUGUAGGGCAAGCCAAUACAAUAGAGCUCACAAUGUAAACAAUAUCAACUUCCGAAAUAUCAUGUUAAUAACGCGUCUGAAAAAAAAAUUGUCCAGCCCUAUCUUUUUUUAACUAAAUGUUUUGCAUGUAUAAACGUGUAUAGGCGUACUAUAUAUUGGUGGAAACACCUAUUUAACAAGUGUGCUAUUGUUAUUGCUUUGCUUCAUGUUACUUUUACUAAUGUUCAACGAGAAGACAGAAAAAUGUAUUCACUAAACUGAUUGCCUAAAUUGCUGGCAAUGCUUUUCUUAAUUUCUUCCGAAGAUUUAUUGAAAUUAACACUAACUGUAACCAUCCAUACCACAAUGCUGCCUGUUAUAAAGUAAUAAAGUUGUUGAAAUAAUUAUGCAUCGUCAUCACUUAGAAUAGUGGCUUCCCAUGUAAAUGGUAAAUUUCAGUACUUUUCAUUGCUUCGAAUCAGAUUUUUUUUGUGCAUAAAAAAUGAUUUUUGCACACCAAAUCGACAACUUUUUUGUUACGUACAUUUGUGGCAUCAUUUAUGCCAUUACGUCACAAUAAAUAAAUACUGGAUUUCACACUAAACAUGCUACUCUUGCUUUUAAUGAGAAAAAAAAAAAAAAGCUAUCUCAUUGUCUGUUAUAUGUUAAGAGUGAAUUCAAUGUAAGCUUACCAUUGGUUUAUUAUAUUGCUUACACACUUCACACGUCUUUUUUUAUCUAUUGGCUCUGGACGCCCAGAGCAUCUUGUUGACGUGCGCUAUGGCAACGACGCCCCGGGGACGUCACCCGCCUGGUUUUGUACACACUUUAUGGUCCCGCACGGAGGAAGUUGGACCUAAAGGAGUCGUAUUAGGAGAAACAUCUUAAAUGUAUGAUGUAGUUUAAACAGAAGGAGUUCGAUACCAACGCCCAAAAAUGUCGGAUAUUUUAUGCAGAUGGCUUAACAACGAGCUCCGGUUGUCAAAAACAGUUGAGCCAAAUACAUUUUCGAAGGACUUCUCCACCGGCUACCUUAUUGGAGAAGUGCUCUUUAAAUACCAGCUGCAAGAUGAUUUCAGUGCGUUCAUAAAAAGCAACAUCUCCAGUUCCAAGGAGGGCAACUUCAGCCGCAUCGAGCCCACCCUCCAGCUGCUUGGCGUCCCCUUUGACCAGAACACAGCCCAGGCUCUGAUGCAGGAGAAGCAGGGAGCGGCUACCCGUCUGCUCUACCAGCUCUACGUCCUGCUGCAGCACAGGAAGAUGAAGAGGACCCCCAUGGACACCGUGCGGCCCACUGCUGGGGGCCCCCACCUGCACAAAAAAGAGAACGACGUCUUCUCAGAUCAUCGUGUGGGGCCGGUGGGGAAGCGGGAUGCAGAGGUAACGGUCCACAAGCUGUCCCAGCGCUAUGAGGAGCAGGGCCGGCAGCUGAAGGAGAAGUCAGAGAUGGCUGAGCUUCUCCAGGAGCAAAAGAAACUCCUGGACAUGGAAGACAUGAGACUAAAGGACAUGGAAAAGCUACGAUCGUCGCGUCGAAGGCAGACUGAGCUGAUGGCUCGUAUCCAGGCUUCCAUCGUCCACGUGCCAAAGCCUUCCGCUAUCAAACUGGUGCAGAAGCAGCACCAACAGCAGCAGCUACGCAGGGAACAGCAAAGACAGCAGGUCACAGCUGAAAUCGCCCGCUUUGAAAAAAGCAGAAAGGCAUUUCUAACUUCAGACUUCUCUUAUUUCUCAAGCGGCAAGACCCUCACAGGGAGCCGCAAGGCCAUUGGUCAGAAGGCCCCCGGGGAGGGCGGGCCCGAGCUGGUGCUGCAGUCCAACAGCCAGUACGUGCAGAAGAUCAGACAGAGGCUGGCGGAGGACUCUGCCUCGUGCCAGCAGAGGGAGAAGCGCCGCACCAGGUUCCUACAGGAGCAGCUCAAAGCCCAGGAGAAUCAGCAGGACGCGCAGCGGGACGAGCAGUUGGUGCACCGGCUGACGCGGCCGACGGAGCAGGAGCGGCGGCUGGUGGCGCAGCUCCUCCAGGUCCGCGCCCAGAAGGAGGUGCUGCGGGAGAACCGUCUCUUCCGGGAGCAGCAGUACCAGGAGCAGAGGGAGAGGGACUUCCUGGAGGCCCUGGAGAGGGAGGCGACUUUGGCUCAGCAGGCCCAACUGGACGAAGCUGAUGAGGUCAGCAGGCAGGUGGAGCUACAUAACAGGAUGGCAGCCGAGCGAGCCCAGCACAGGCACAAGAAACACUCUAAUCUCUGCCGGGAAGUCCUGGAUCAGAUAGAGGAUUUGGCUACCAAGGUUGGCGAAUACCGUCUACUUACCGGGAAGCUGAUCCCGGUCAAGAUGAUGAGGGAGUGGAAGGAGCUGCUGUUGCUUGGAUUGCCCCUGUAUGACCCUGUGCCAGGAGACUCAGAACCUGGCCCCCUUUCUGCCCCGCUAGACCCCGUAGAGCGGCAGAAAGAGGAGCUCCUCAACAACCAAGACUACCAGGAGUACACAAACAUGGAGGGUGAGUGGGCGUGGCCGGAGGAGGCAGGGGAGGCUAAGCGCCAUCUAGGCAGCAACAACAUCCUGGACCAUGUAGUCCUGAGGCUGACGAACAUGGUCAAUGAGCCCCGUCCUGCCACGCCUCCCCCACUCUUCCCUCAGUUCACGCUCAAGGCCUGUGUCCUGGGCCAGCCCUGCUCAGGGAAGACCACCUGCCUGGCUCAGCUGGCCCAAGCACAUGGUAUCCAUAUCAUAUCACCUGACACACUCAUCCAAGAGACCCUGGCUGCCUACCAGAGUGGAGAAAAGGUUUCUGAUGGCGGGGAGAUUCCUACUGUUAGAGACGGUGAGGAUGAGUUUCCUGAGGGAGAGGGCCGGUCCUUCACAUCCCGAGAAACCAAGGAAUCUAAUUCUCUUUCAGCACUCGACCAACAGCAAGAAAUUCCCAAGAGGGAGCCGUCAGCGAGGGCGCAGCGUGGAGCAGUCAUAGACCAGGUGCUGAGGACAGGGAAAGCAAUCCCUGAUGAGCUGCUGGUGAACAUCAUAGUGGAGACGAUCAGGCUGGUCCCAGACACUUCCGGGUGGGUCCUGGAUGGCUUCCCGGUGAAUGUGGCUCAGGCCCGGAUGCUGGAACUGGCCCUGGGGGGGAGUACCUCGGUGCCCAUUGAAAAGAAACCUCCUCGCCGGGGCUCAAACAAACAAAAGGCCCCCCAGGCGCUCGAGCCAAUCGCAGCCAAAAAGCUUCCCGUGCUGGACCUGGUUCUGCUGCUGGACACACCCGAAAGCGUCCUCCUCAAUCGUGCUGUCCGUCAAAGCCGAGGAAGAGGGGAGAGGGUUUUGUGCAGUGCAGAGGUGAAUGCCCCGUAUCCUACGGUGAGAUAUGCAUCCCUGACGAUCAAAGAGGAACAUGUAGAGAGCAGAAGCCUUGGAGCUGCUCCCACUGCCCCCCCGGAUGGUCACCCUGACCCUGGUGGGACAGCCCCUGCUCUGGAUGGAUGUACAGACACGGGUCUGGGGGGCCGACAAAUACAACAUGGCAUUGCUGCCUUCCAGGAGAAUUGGUCCAAACUAGAGAAGUGGUACAGUGGAAAUCAAGGCAUCCUUGUCCGUUUGGAUGCAAAUGUGAGCGAGGAGGAACUCUUUAGCAGUUUGGAGUCUGUAUUGCUACAGGCAGUGAUGAACAAACCAAAAGUGCUUGACAUGGGUGAAACUCCAGGGUCCAACCCCCCAGGGACAGCCCCAUAUCAGGACCCCAAACUGGAGCGCCCGGGGUCCGCCUGCAUUAUCAGACCUAGGUCCAGCGCAAAGUCUCCAAGAGGGCGGACCAGAGCAGCCUCCCUGUGCGGAGCGGACAGAGAGCUAGGCAGCGCGCUGGACGGGGACCCCCCUCGCCCCGGCUCGGCCCGCUGGAUCUACGUGGACGAAGCCCUGCCUGUGGAGGUCCCAGGGGCCCUGCUCUCCUACUGGGAGUCCAUUAGUGAGUCAUACGUGAGGAACAUCAAAGCCGUGAUGCAGAACCUGCGCAUCGAACGAAACAUCAUCAUCCGUCACCUGUUCAACAUCAGAGAGGAGUACAAGCACUACCUGAGUCGGCCGGAGCUGAACCAGGAGUUUGUGAGCCAGUGGCAGCAGGACUUCAACAGCAGCAUCCCUGAAGACAUGAGAGCUGACACAGAAACCAAGACAGAGCUGCACCAGAGGCUGGACGACCUGCGAGAGCGUCUGUGGGACAUGAGUGACAAGCGGAGAGAGGAGGACAGCCAGGAGAAGAACAGUCUAGUAGAGAACGGCUGGCUGGAGGACCACAAGGCUUUCUUCAUUAAUCACUUCACUACACUCAUCCAGGUGGAGUUAGACCGCUUCCAGGACACACUGAGCGUUCUGCGGGACUACUACCUGGGCAUGUGCAGACAGGGGACUCCGCCGUUCCCGCCGACUCACUUCACCUGUCUCCCCCUGGUGGACGCCGCAGACUACCGGGACACAGCCCCCGUGCAGGGAGACAGGCAAGCACCCCCUCAGGGCCUGUGUGACCAGGCUGCACCGGGGACCCGCCAAGACCCCUUCUCCAUGGGGAGGCUGAGGGGAUUUCCACAUGAUGAAAACAUGUGUGCUGUAUAUUGUGACGCCAUAUUCUCCCCCUUCAGCACUGACCAAGCAGCCCAGGGAGCCAGUGAAACAGAGGAGGAUACUGUGUUGCAGAGGAAACCACAAGUUAUUCCCCUCCUUGACAGAAGUGCUGUUGCUCCAGAGCCAAGUGUUGAUGGGGACCUGCAAAAGGGAGCGCGUGACAAGAACUCACAUGGAAAACAUAUCUCUGAUGUGUAUAAACAGGCACUCGAUGCUAUCAAGAACCUGUGUGAUCAGGCGUCCGGGGAGCUCCAGCAGAAGAAGGUGGAGGUGGUCAAGGAGGGGCUGGAGGAGGAGAGGAACAAGGUGUCCCAGGCCCCCGCCAAAGGCACGGCCAAGGAUAAGGGGAAGAAGACAUCGGCCAAGAAGAAAGAGCCCCCUCCCACCCCUCCCCCGGAGUCCAUCCCCAGUCCCCCAAUGAAGGAGAGCUCAGAGGAGAUUCACCUGAGAAAACUACGCGCCAAGAUGCACAAAGAGCUCACAGCUGCACUCGGCCACGAGGUGCAACUGGUUAAGACCCGUAUAGGUCUGGUGAGAGGCUGUGCUCUCCUGAGUGUCUGCUCCCUUCAGAGGAAAGCCGAAGAGACCUUCAGCUGCAUGGACCAGUGGCUAGCGGCACACUACCUCUCACAGAUGAACAGCGUUGACGGGCUAGCAGAAGUGGUGCGCUACCACAUCGAGAUGGGCUCCCUUCUCCACAGUGAAUUGGUUCUGGAUUCAAACGACUUCUAUCUGAACGGAGACCUGCGCAUGGUGGCCAGCCAGCCCCCCCCGCCCCGCCCACCCCCUCUGGAGAGACCCCCCCACCCCACACUGAGUGUGGCUCAGCUAGAGUUCGUCAGCACACAGCUCUACACUGUGGCUCCCUCAGGCCUCUUGUCCUGCGCUGAGUUCACCAGUGUCCUCCAGGAUCUCAUCUCUCUGAGGGUGGGCUGGGACGUCCUGCCUGAGCCAUGGAGCUCUAUGUCUGAUGCACAGGUGACGGAGGUGGUCUGUCUCCUCACGCUGGAGUCGGGGCUGGUGGACUGGCGCCGGUUCCUGCUCAGUGCUGCCCUCCCCUGGCCACUGCCCAGCCUGGCCCAGCUGCUGCUGCUGCUGCAGGGCUUCCGCACCGCCGACCCCGGGGCCACGGGCUCUGUGGACCGGGACCAGUACCUGCAGGUGGAGCUAUGGUUCCCAAGUGAGACGGCCCAGCCUGUGCCUGAAGACCCCACCGACCCCUUACCGUACAACCGCCUGGCCAACCUACGCAAGCUGUUCUUCCAGAUGUUUGCGGACCACUCCUCCAGUCCCCCACGCCUGGACUACGCACGGAUGCUGGGCUACCUGGCGGCCCACCCUGAGCCCGGCCAGGGCGUGGUCCGGGCCCUCAGCCUGGCUCUGGGCAGGACACUCAGGCACCCUGCUGCCUGUCGCUACGUCAAGUCGAUGCCCAACAUCAACGAGACUCGAGAGCCAGGGAGCCCGGGACAGCAGGCGGAGCCAGAGGUGGAGGAGGCGGAGGAAGAGGUCGAGGAGGCGGAGGAAGAGGUGGUUCCCAGGGGGUCCAGCGGUUGCGACGGGGUCGAGCAGGGGGUGCCCGUCGACGCCCUCCUUGCCGUUCUGUGUCACAGAGACGUCCAUAAGUCGGCACGCGCCCCCGGCAAAACCCCAGAGGAGCUCACUGAGGACUUGCAGCGUGUAUUUGGAGAGCUUGGCUACGGACCGCAGGAACAUGUCCCCUUCUCAGUCCUCUGCCAGCAUCCUGUAGUCCAGGAGCUCAUGGAGGGAUCCAAUCGCUACCAGCUCAUAGAUAUUCAUGGCGUGCUGAAAGGCCAGGAGAGUGAAUCGGAGCCCCAACUCUCCCCAGCCUCCUGAAUAUGAGGCAUUUCUUUGUUUCAUGCAUUCUUGUUUCAGAAAUAUCUAUUCUUGUUUCCUAUUUAGACAAAAAGUAUAAUCCAUUUGCAAGCUAUAGAACUUCAAUACAGUGAUUUGUACAAAUUCCCAUCUAUGCUUAAAGUGAUGUUUGCUAUUGAUUCAAUAAAUUCGCAGCCAUACAUCCA